This is a messenger RNA of Naegleria gruberi, 1920 nucleotides long. RefSeq lists its product as uncharacterized. Gene Ontology annotation, cellular component: cytoplasmic dynein complex. NCBI's taxonomy places the organism in Eukaryota, Heterolobosea, Eutetramitea, Acrasida, Naegleriidae. Bases 1 to 1920 code for a protein of 639 amino acids. Gene Ontology annotation, biological process: intraciliary transport. The transcript has 6 exons. Gene Ontology annotation, molecular function: dynein light chain binding; dynein heavy chain binding. The record is from RefSeq and is a predicted model, not a curated record.
AUGUCUGACUUUGAUGACGAUUUUGAUGAUGAUUUCGAGGAUGAUUUCGAGGAUGACUUUGAGGAAGAAGUACCUCAAAAACCAGUGUUCAAUAGUGCACCUGCAAAAACAAUAGUGCCUCAGACAUUUCAAUCUAGGGUUGAAAUACAAAAUGAUAAAAUUGUAAAUACAACUCCGAGCACCAGACAAGAGGAAAUCACAACAAAGGCUAUCAAAAUUAAACCUACUCUCUCAAAGGAAGAAAAGGAGAGACUUGAAAAAAAUCAAAAAAAGUUGGACAGAGCUCAAAAGCUAUUGGAAUUAAUUACAUUGGAUAAUGUUUCAUUUGAAGUGAUGGAUUUACCUCCACUAUCUGAUUUUGAAAUGUAUCAAAGAUCAUUUGGAAAAGGAACAUCUAUGCAGACUUCUGUUCAAUGUCCUCCGUUGGAUGAAAAGAAGGAAAUGGGAUGUAACACAAUACCACCAACACAGUCAGUAAAAGCGAUCCAAGCACCAGAAGAUUUAGGUAUAUCAAGUAAGAGUACACCAAAGAAUAGUAUGGACAAGUUCAAAUUUAAUUCUCUGUCAUUGUCAAGAUUUUUGAAAGCUGUCUAUCCAGUCUGUGACAGGAUUCUAGAAUCUAACACCAGUAGUAAUACAGAAUCAGAUACAAAGAAUAGAGAAUCUAUGUUUAAGUUUAGUAGUAGCUAUUCUGUUUUCGGCCAUCCUCUGACAAAUGGAAGAGAGGUUAAGGAAAUUAUUUUCUCAAAAGAUAACCAAAUGAUAGUAUGUUACGGACCUAAUUAUUCAAAUGUAGAAAUUGAAACUGGAUUGGUUUGUAUCUGGGAUACUCUAAAUGAAAAAUCACCAGUCCUCUGUUUAAUUUAUGGUUGUGAAUUGACAAGCGUUUGUUGCCUUCCAGAUAGACCAAAUAUUAUUAUUGCUGGUGCAAAUGAUGGAUCUGUAGUUGUUUGGGAUUCAAAUCAAAAUCCAAAGACAAGAAUAAUUGAAGAAUCUCCAUUGUCAUUCCUCACUCCAUCCUUUUCAACAGCUAAUCUCUUCAGUGAAACUCACUUGUGCUCUGUAGUCCAAGUGAAAACUAUCAGUUCUCAACUCUCAAUAUAUUCAAACGAAAUAAGAAGUAUGGGAGAUUAUUUUAUUUCUCUGGAUGAAGCUGGUAAUGUAAUUUAUUGGCUUGUGAUAUUCCUCUCUCAACAUGGAGUCUCUGAUACAGAGAUUGGGUUGAAUAUUGGUGGAAAGGUAAAAAUUGUAAACAGUGGAAGAAUGAACGUAUUCGGAGAGCCAACAUUAGAGCUAAACUUGAAAAAGGUGGAGAAUGAAACAAGUUUAGCUGCCUCUAUCCUUAAAGGAUUUACAAACGCAAAUGAUAAUACCAACCAUGAACAAUUUAUUCCCUCAAUUGAAGCUGCUGUUUGUUUCGAGGUUGAUCCAGACGACUCUUCACAGAUAUUGGUUGGAACAGAUUUUGGACAUAUACUGAGAAGAGGAAGAUUCAUUGACAAUAUAAAACCAUACAACAUUGUAAAAAGAAAGGAUGGGUACUCGUCCAAUAUUCAUCAUAUUACAUCAAGAGUUACGUGUGUGGAAUUUUCAUUUUUCUUACCUCAAUAUUUUCUUGCUGGUUACGAAAAUGGAAUGUUUGCUCUGUUUCUGAAAGGAUACGAAGAUCCAAUCAUUAACUUUAAACAUUACACCAACUCAAGUAUUGUAGAUAUUAAGUGGAGUGCUGUUCAUCCAUCUGUAUUCUUUGUUUUAACCAGUGAUGAUGAUCUAAUGGUAUUCGAUCUCAUUCAAAACGAUAAGUUAAUAUUCUGUGAAAAGAGUGAGCUGCAAAUUAGGAUUAAUUUGUCUUUCUCAAAAGGAGAAAGUGCAAAGUGUGCUAGUUCAUCACCAACCAGAUUUAAUGAAAGCUCUGAAUAA